CUGUCGGCCCGGAAGUAAAGCCGGGUUGCUGCCCGGAGCUCUUUCUUUGCUGUAAGGCUCCCAUCCUGACGGUGUGCCGUUCCUCUUUCAUUGCUGCCCAAACCCCGCCAUGUCCUAUCCGACGGAGGAUUACGAGGAGGGCUCGUAUGAUCCUUAUACUUAUCCAGGAGACUAUGAUAUGCAUACCGGGGAUCCAAAACAGGAUCUUGCCUAUGAACGACAGUAUGAACAGCAAACCUAUCAAGUGAUUCCUGAGGUGAUAAAAAACUUUAUCCAGUACUUUCAUAAGACUGUGUCUGAUCUGAUUGACCAGAAAGUAUAUGAGCUGCAGGCCAGUCGUGUAUCUAGUGAUGUCAUUGAUCAGAAGGUGUAUGAGAUCCAAGACAUCUAUGAAAACAGCUGGACCAAACUGACAGAAAGGUUCUUCAAAAACACACAAUGGCCAGAGGCAGAGGCUAUUGCACCGCAAGUUGGAAAUGAUGCGGUCUUCCUGAUUUUAUACAAGGAGCUGUAUUACAGACACAUCUAUGCUAAAGUCAGUGGUGGUCCAUCUUUGGAACAGAGAUUUGAGUCUUAUUACAACUACUGCAAUUUAUUCAACUAUAUUCUCAAUGCAGAUGGACCAGCUCCCCUGGAACUGCCCAACCAAUGGCUCUGGGAUAUCAUUGAUGAAUUCAUCUAUCAGUUCCAAUCCUUCAGUCAGUACCGCUGCAAGAUGGCCAAGAAGUCUCAAGAAGAGAUCGAAUUCUUGCGUUCAAACCCCAAGAUCUGGAAUGUCCACAGUGUUCUCAAUGUGUUGCACUCCCUGGUGGACAAAUCCAACAUCAAUCGGCAGCUAGAGGUCUACACUAGUGGAGGUGACCCUGAGAGUGUAGCUGGGGAGUAUGGUCGCCACUCUCUCUAUAAGAUGUUAGGCUAUUUUAGUCUUGUGGGCCUGCUGCGCCUCCAUUCGCUCCUGGGAGAUUACUACCAAGCCAUCAAGGUUUUGGAGAACAUUGAGCUCAACAAGAAGAGUAUGUAUUCACGAGUGCCAGAAUGCCAGGUCACUACCUAUUACUAUGUAGGCUUUGCAUACCUCAUGAUGCGACGCUACCAAGACGCCAUCCGUGUCUUUGCAAAUAUCCUCCUGUAUAUUCAGAGGACCAAGAGCAUGUUCCAGAGGACAACCUACAAAUAUGAAAUGAUUAACAAACAAAAUGAGCAGAUGCAUGCCCUUCUGGCCAUUGCUCUCACUAUGUAUCCUAUGCGCAUCGAUGAAAGCAUUCACCUACAGCUCCGAGAGAAAUAUGGGGACAGGAUGCUGCGUAUGCAGAAGGGUGACCCUCAAGUGUAUGAAGAGCUCUUCAGCUAUGCCUGUCCCAAGUUCCUCUCUCCUGUGGUCCCCACCUAUGACAAUGUGCAACCCAACUACCAUAAGGAGCCUUUCCUGCAGCAGCUGAAGGUCUUUGCCGAUGAAGUCCAGCAGCAAGCCCAGCUUUCCACCAUCCGCAGCUUCCUAAAGCUCUACACCACUAUGCCUGUUGCCAAGCUGGCUGGCUUCCUAGACCUGACGGAGCAGGAGUUCCGCAUCCAGUUGCUGGUCUUCAAACACAAGAUGAAGAACCUGGUCUGGACAAGCGGCAUCUCUGCCCUGGAUGGGGAGUUCCAGUCAGCCUCUGAGGUGGACUUCUACAUUGACAAGGAUAUGAUCCAUAUUGCAGACACAAAGGUUGCUCGCCGUUAUGGAGAUUUUUUCAUCCGCCAGAUCCAUAAGUUUGAGGAGCUGAAUCGUACUCUGAAGAAGAUGGGCCAAAGACCUUGACAGUCUUCUAGAAUGAGUUGUCAAGUUGCCUGGCUUUUUCUGUUAAAAGGGCAAGGGGAGCGCUGGCAAGGGUGGGGGCGGGAAUGAACUAAAAAUCUGGAACUUUCUGUAGCUCUCUGCAGUUUUACUUGGAUAGCAGACAGCUGAGUUCAUAUAAAGGGCUAAGGAAUCAAAUUAAAUGAGUGAAAUCUCUGUUGUACCUCUAGAGUGAUCGUUCAUUUGUCCCUUUGAGGGGAGAGGUGACCAGUCUUCUAACUACUUUUGAUAUCCUAACCUAGCUGGAGGGGAGCUCCUGCUUCCACUCUGUGGGAGUUGUGUAAGGAUACUUGGCAGGCAGAGCACAUAUCAGAACACAGCUGUUUACCACUAUUUUGAGAGGUGACCUGCAGAUGCUGGUUUCAAAAACAAUGAAAAACUUGGAUCUAUGCCCCUUUCCCUGGCUGCUUUCUUCCUAUACUUGAAGAAAGAAGGGAAUCUGCAUUUCUAGGAUGCCAUAUGGGUUUGAUCCAUCUUACCUGGGUUAGUAUUAACCCCAUCUCAGGCUAUUUACUGCUUACCCUUCAGGGGUGUACUGUCACGACUCACUAGUGUUUUGUUAAUUUUCAAUAUCAAAUAGCUUUUGGAUGCUUCUGUUGUUAAUGCUGAAAUUGACCUGUAAUGCUGAAAUUGACCAUUAUUUUUUUGUAAGUCUCUUACAAUGGAAAACAUAGCAGUGAAAAAGCCCUUCUUCAGGUUACUGUUGUAUGAAAUAAAAGGAGCUAAGGCUAGAGUCCUAUGCA
This is a messenger RNA of Rhineura floridana, 2580 nucleotides long. It is a transcript of the gene EIF3L, whose product is annotated as eukaryotic translation initiation factor 3 subunit L. The record is from RefSeq and is a predicted model, not a curated record. Gene Ontology annotation, cellular component: cytoplasm; eukaryotic translation initiation factor 3 complex. Lineage: Eukaryota; Metazoa; Chordata; Lepidosauria; Squamata; Rhineuridae. Gene Ontology annotation, biological process: translational initiation. The transcript has 13 exons. Gene Ontology annotation, molecular function: translation initiation factor activity; protein binding. Bases 110 to 1801 code for a protein of 563 amino acids.